CGGAAUCGCCCACGGUUGUUUUACACUGCCCUUCCAACAUACGCAAGAGGAAGUCAGCUGUGUCUUCUUUUUUUCGGACCUACCGGCUCCAAACGAAGCCCAAGUCAGCAUUCAAAACACCGGCCUCCACCGCCAGAACCCAACCGUCUUGCCGCAUACUGUACCAAAACUUCUACCGGGCGUCCACUCCACCACAAUGCCGGCACCGCUCACUCCCGGACGCAUCUGCUUGACCCUGGUCGCCUGCACUCUAGGCCCGGGCUGUUUCCUCGCGGACUGGAGCGCGUCGCACGUCUUCAACCCACGCUGGCCACCGCACGCCAAAUUCCACAACGGCCAGACCAUGGCCAUGGGAGCCACGCUCUCCCUAGCAACGUUGUACUACACGUGGCGCGGUCUCGGUCACGGUCGUAGUCGUGAUGAUCGUCGAGACUUGGAUGCGGGCGCUUGUCUGGAACUCGAGAAGGAAUCGAUCAAGACGGCCACGUUGUUUGGCAGCUUGUACUGGGUCACGGCAAUAGCGGCAUGGUUUUUCCCGGGGAGCCUGGCUGUUGACCCGGAAUUUGGAACAGGCUUUCCUCAAUUCCCUCUGUUCUCGGGGAUGCUGGGCCUCGCCUGGAUAGGAGGGUGGCUUGAGAUGAGGAGACUGGGCAGGGCGACUCACAAAGGGAACAGAUCCUAAAUCUUUCAUGGCUUGAUCAUACUACCUCCGACUCUCCUCGUGCUUCGGAAGGGAACAACAGCAGAGACGGGGCGGAGCAGAGCAGAGCAGGUUCACUCGGGAGAGAGUUAUGAGCAUACAAGUUAAACGACAAUUUUCCGCACUAACCGGUCAUGAUAUGAACAUCC
Messenger RNA from Exophiala xenobiotica, 849 nucleotides. RefSeq lists its product as uncharacterized. The transcript has a single exon. The record is from RefSeq and is a predicted model, not a curated record. Lineage: Eukaryota; Fungi; Ascomycota; Eurotiomycetes; Chaetothyriales; Herpotrichiellaceae. Bases 197 to 682 code for a protein of 161 amino acids.